AUGCCGUACAACACUCGUCGCAAGUCACUAUCUCUCCCAUCCUUGGGCAUUCAGCUGCCAAAUUCCACUCGUCGCUCUCCCUCUAUCUCAAAAGUGCAUACCGACGAGCAACCCACAAAAAAAGUCAAGAGAUCGCAUGGUUCAACUUCAUUAUCACCCGAGCCAUCCGACCCAAAAACUAUUGCGCGCGCUGGCCGACAUGGACUGCUUGAGAUUACACCCCCUCCCUCGCCUAUGGAUGGAGCGCCUGCUCCCAAGAUCGACACAGAAGGAAUUAACGACGAUAUCGUUGUCGCUGUAAUUAACCAACUGGAGAAGACCGGGAAUCGCCCUCAUCUUGUGAAGGAACUGGCCGCAGUCCUGGUCACACUAAAUGUCAAUGUCGCAAAUUCCGCCAAUCCCGCUGCGCUCCUCUCAUCGCGGUUAGCCGCCUAUAUGAAGCGUCCUUGGACGGCCCUCGCGCCGUGUCCUAUGGCUAAGGAGCUUAUUUUAAUUCAUCCGCGCAAAGUGUACUACUAUCUUACUACGUUUCCCCACCAACCCAUUCCUGAGACAGACGAUCUGGCAUCCGCCGUGGGUAGCAAGCACAUCACGCCCAGUGUUUCCAGUCUCGAGGAUGAGGAAGACGCGAUGGUGCGGGAACGUAGCCCCAGUCCCGAAGUGGACUUGUCUUCUCCCGAUUUCGAGGAGCAUGGUGAUUUGAAUACCUCCACUAGCCAUGGUUCUUCUGAUCACUUCCCCAACGCUAGUAAUUUGACGCGUCUCAUGAACUCGCAUCGCGCGGCUUCUCCGCCCCUGGAGGGCGACGAGAAGGAGUUUACACAAACUGCCAGCGCCGUGCGUGAGCGCGCAUCCGAGGAAAAAGCCGAGUCGAGCCGUAGCCAGUCCAUCCUUUCCGAGAGCCUGAGCGCCUCGGAGGACCGCGAUAUGAGCAUCUCUGAAUCUCCUAUGAAUGGUGGUUCAGUGUCUCCGUCUAUGCACGGUGAUGGCAUGUCUGAAGAAGAGUAUAGUGACUACUUCUCUCACAUGCCCGCCGACCAGAUGGCCCAGGAUCUGGACGAGGCUGCCGCAACUGCCCUGUUCGGCACCUCCCCCUCCCCCUCCCUCACCUCCAUUGCAUCGUCUGUCUCGUCUGGCACGAGCGCUUUGACAGAUAUCAGCCUUCCCGAAGAUCCAGAUGCCGCGCCUGUUUCGACCCUCAAGCGCUCGCUUGAUAUGUUGAACAGCGGCCUUCCGGACGUCGAUCUGAAGAUGUCGGACCUGACGGAAUCACACGAGAGGCUCACCCUUACUCCUCGGCCCGUUUCUUUGAACUCGGGGUCCGUCUUCGAAUCCUGGAGAGAGUUGCAGAACCCAGAGAUGGUGGAAGUCGAUGAGCUCGACGAGAUGUUUGGCGAAUUCUAA
Penicillium mononematosum is the source of this 1404-nucleotide messenger RNA. RefSeq lists its product as uncharacterized. Bases 1 to 1404 code for a protein of 467 amino acids. The transcript has 3 exons. NCBI's taxonomy places the organism in Eukaryota, Fungi, Ascomycota, Eurotiomycetes, Eurotiales, Aspergillaceae. The record is from RefSeq and is a predicted model, not a curated record.